Molecule: messenger RNA, 4179 nt
Organism: Ambispora gerdemannii
Lineage: Eukaryota; Fungi; Glomeromycota; Glomeromycetes; Archaeosporales; Ambisporaceae
Source: the annotation of a GenBank genome assembly
AUGUCCAGAUUACCAAAGUUACCAGUUCCGAGUAGUUUACCUACUUCUGGUCUUUCUCCCCCCAAAAAAAGAACUUCCCCUAAUGGUUCGUCGCUGUUACCUACUGUUGAUACUACUAAUAGUACAACUACUAAAAUUGCCGGUCUCAAAGACCUUACUCCUGAACAGGAAGCUUUGCUACAAGAAGCAAUGGAAAAGUUUAAUCCGGAAGCAAUGACAACCACUUCUACUUCUUCGCCCUCCUCUACGACACAAAGCAUGUCUAGAGUUACUCGCCCUGUCCUGCCGUCUGUUUCUGACAUGCCCCCUUUGCCAACAAUUUCACAAGUGGCUAAUAAAUCAAAUACAAAUCAAGGAUCACGAAAAUUAUCCUUUGGUCAACAUUCUUCUCCUUCGAUAGGAUUGCUCCCUCCUGGCUCAUCUUUACAAAUGCGUCCACCAACAACAGCACAAUCUUCAUUAACACAACCUUCUUCAUUAACACAACCUUCUUCAUUGACACAACCUUCUUCAUUGACACAACCUUCAUCUUUACUACAAACUUCACCAUUAAAAAAUAAUCGUUUAAAGGCCAUUGCAGCAGCUCCGCCACGACCUGCUUCUCCUUCAAUGGCAUUGUAUAGUGUAGGGGAACGUGUUUCUGUAGAGUCAAUGAACAUCACUGGAACUUUAAAGUUCUUGGGUUCAAUUGAUGGAAAAUUAGGAACAUGGGCUGGAAUAGAAUUGGAUGUUCCAGGCACAGGCAAAAAUGACGGAAGCGCUAAUGGUGUCUCGUAUUUCACAUGUCCACCGAAAACCGGUAUAUUUGUUCUUGCUACUAAACUCUCCAAAUCGAAGAAAGAUUUAGAAACCCCAACCACAACAACAACUAUAACAUCGUUACCGUCAUCUUCACUCAAUUCCAAAAUCACAUCUAAAAAUGCACAACAUGCCGCAAUGGCUGCUGCUCGUAUAACAGCAGGAUCACGAGCAUCCAAAUAUAUUGGUGUCACGGCUUCACAAUUAAAACAGAAAUCCUUAAUAAAACCAGGUGGCUUCACCCAAGUAAUUCCAAGUCCUAGUCCAGAUCCAAAUAAUCGCGGUCCUUCUCCACCCUCUAGAUUAAAAUAUGGACUCGUUCGUCCUAACGCUAGUAGUCUUAAAUCGCCUUUAACCUCACCAGUUAUUACUAGACGAACGCGAAGACGAGAUUCCAAUUCUUCGAAUGGAUCUGCGGCUUCGGCUGUAUCUCAAUCUGCGCUUCAGGUUUCAUCAUUUGGGUUCCAGCGAUCACCAAGAGCUACGACUCCGAAUGAACAGCAGGAAUUGCAAACACCAUCGUCAGACAGUGAAACAACUCUGACAAACGUCGAAUUAACAAAUAAAUCCCUGCAAGAAAAGAUUGAGAAACUAUUUUCGAAUGAUUCAGAUGCAUCCGAUGCACCUCCAAUGAAUGUGUUUGAUCAACAAAUGCUUCGUAUUCAACAACUAGAAAUGAAAAUUGAAGUCUUAGAAUCAGAAAAUAGUGCAUUAAAGCUCAACAAUAAAAACUUGGCUUCGCCGACUCAUUCUUCUGAUGGAUCGAAUGCUGUAUGGAUAGCGGAAAAAAAUGCAUUAAACGACCGAAUCAAUCAGCUAACUAAGCAGAUUGAAGAUAAUUCAAAAGGUCAUCAUCAUCGUCCAAGCACUUCACUCUCAAUGCUAGCUGAUGAGGAUUUAAUGAAUGAUAAGAUUCUGCAGUUAACUGAAUUAAUUGAAGCUAAAGAGGCAGCUGCUUCUUCAAAAAGAAUUGCCGAAUUAGAAAAAGGUAUUGAGGCAAAAGCUCUUGAAAUCAGUCAGCUUGUGAUGAAACUCGAUCAAACACAGCUCGAUUCAGAAUCAAAAAUCAAAUCGUUACAAGCAUCGGUGGAUCAAUUCAAAGCGGCUGGACAAGAGACUAUAAAUAUAUACGAAGAGAAAGUUUCUGCCUUGUCGCAACAAGUCGAAGAUUUGAAAAAGACAAAUAGUGAGACAAAAGCUCUUUAUAAUGAGACCACAACAAACUUGGAGGAACGAGAAAAUAAAAUCACCACCUUAGAAAAGGAAACCGAUGAACUUCGAUCGGCUGGUGUUGAGGCAAUUGACGUGUAUGAAAAGACGAUUGAAGAUCUAAAGAAAGAGAUGGAAGAAGUGAAGCAACAAGUAUCCCGAAAAGAUGAUGCAUUGACAGCGUCUCGUAAGGAGCUUGAAAGUUUGAGAUCGGCACAAAAAGAAUUGAAUGAAGCCAAGACGAAAAUAGAGCAAAAAGAUAAACGGGAGGAAGGUCUUCGAAAUGAAUUGGCAGAUCUCCAGACUGGAUUGGAGCAUAUGAUGCGCGCUGACGCAAAAUCACGAGAAAAAAUAUAUCAAUUGGAAGACGAUAUGCGCGAAUCUCAAGCUACUGUCAAUAGACAAUUAGAAGAAAUUGGCGCCUUGAAAGUAAGCAUACAGGAAUUAAUGAACGCUAAUUCCACCGAUGAAGUUGAUAAAGUGAAAACAAUGUACGAGAUGGAGAUCAAAAGAAUACAAGAAGAAUUGGAAGACUCGCGGAAAUCUUUGUCUGAUGUCCAAACGGAUAAACGAAUCGCAGAGGAAUUAAAUAACCUGCAAAAUCUCCUCAAAGACAAAGAUAAUGAAAAUGAUAAACUAUUAAAAGAAUCAGAAGAAUCAAAACUCAACAUAAAAGAACUUGAGGAAACCAAUAAUAACGCGAUUCUUCGAGUAGGAGAUGAAAGAGAAAAACUGAAAAAAGAAUUGAAAGAUUUACACGCACAGAUUCGCGAGCGUGAGGAAGCCAAUAAAAUAGCGAUGCGUCAGGCUGAUCAAGUAAAAGAAGAGUUGACUAAAGAGCUAAGAGCCAUCAAAUUUCAAAUUAACGAGCUUGAGGCUUCUAAUAAAGAAGGAACCCAACAAUUUGAGAUUGAAAAAGCAGCUUUGAUUGAAGCUCGUAAUGUCGCUUUGAAGGAUCUUGAAGAAAUCAAGGAAAAACUGCAAGAAUUGUCAGUCAAAGCCAGCCAAUCACAAGAGCUCAAGGCAUCACUUGAAAGCAAAUCUGAUGAAUUUAAUAAAUUGUCAGAGACUUUUGAAGCAUUGAGAAUUGAAAAUAGUGGACUAAAGACAAUGGUAGAAAUUGAAAAUAAGAAUUUCGAGAAUGAAUUGCAUGGUUUCCGAUCGGAAAAUGAACUAUUAAAACAGAAAAUAAAAGAACUAACAAUCAAUUCGAAAUCAUCAGAUUCAACUCCAACCACAAAAUCUCAAGAGAUUGCCGCAUACGAAGAACAAGUAGCCGCGCUCAAACAAAUUGUGCACGAAUUGACUCGUGAGAAUAUUGAAAUUGAUCGUGAAAAUAAAAAAAUGUUGGCUGAACAUGAAAAACUCGCGGAAGCUCAUAAACAAGUGGAGAAUGAAUGUUUUAAAUUGAUGGAUGAGUUGGAAAGAUUACAUAGUGAAUCAUUGAGUGGUCAAGGCAUUUUGGCUUCGCCUGCAGUGGUCACUGCUGAAUUGCCUUCCAAUCCAGAGACACCACGUGAUGACCCUUCCGAAGAAAAUUCGGUUGAAGAUGGAGGUGACACUACACCCACUUCGCCCCAAACCGCUACCAAUACAAAUACUCCAAAUAUAACACGUCUAGAAUCUCUACUUGCUGAAAAACAAACGCAAUUAGAUCGAUUAACUUCACUUCAUAAUUCCGAAAUUCGUGAAUUACGUCAAAAAUUAGCUGAACUCGAAAAAUCUAAACAACGUGAACUCACCACACUAACAAAAGAUGUAGCUGAAUUGGAAUCUUUGGUAGAAAGUAAAAUAUUCCGUGAAGCUGAUUUAGAAGAAGAAAUUCAGCGUGAACGUCUUGCAUCUAAACGAUUACAAGACGAAAUAGAAGAUUUAAAAGAACAAAUAAAAGAAAUAAGAGCAUUAGGAGAUGAUGAAAUUUCUCUCAAUUUGGGUGCAUCUGUAAGUAGUAACGGUAAUUCGCCAAACGGCAUAGUAUCUCGAGUAAAUGGAGAUAUUUCAGAAAAUGCAUCAUCCCAACCCUUUUGCGAAAUUUGUGAGGAAGAAGGACACGACCUUAUUAAUUGUAAAGCAGUAUUCGGAACGGAAGCCAGUUCUCUCGGUAAUGGUGUUACUCCCAUACCAAUAGUGGCGAGCAAUGGAAAUAGUGAAGUGGAAAGACCGGUAAGCUAA